This is a messenger RNA of Triticum turgidum subsp. durum (durum wheat), 1656 nucleotides long. NCBI's taxonomy places the organism in Eukaryota, Viridiplantae, Streptophyta, Magnoliopsida, Poales, Poaceae. The record is from the annotation of a GenBank genome assembly.
AUGCAAGUAGCAAACUCAAGCUACACGACUCACAUCCCAAACAUCUAUUACAGCAACAUGCCGAUAGCUCGUUUUGCUACAUUGCUCAUAGUCACCGGCUUCCUCUCCACGGUCGGACAUCUCGGAGCGCCGGCAUUUGGCGCUCUCGAUGAUGAUCUCUUAUCCCUUGACGUUGUGUCGAAAAUCCAUACCGAUAGGAGCUUGACAGCCAGGGCUUCCUCGGAUUUUGGCCACAUUGUGGAGGCCACCCCCGAUGGAGUUUUCCACCCAGUCUCUCCCGCCGACAUAGCUGCUCUAAUCCGCUUCUCGCUCUACCAGCAGACACCAUUCACGGUGGCGCCGCGUGGGAAAGGGCACUCCUCUAGGGGACAGGCCCUCGCCCCCGGCGGCAUUGUCGUCGACAUGCCCUCGCUGGGGCGUGGUGACCAUGGUCACCGUGUAAAUGUGUCCAUCGAUGGGAUGUACGUGGACGUCGGCGGCGAGCAGCUAUGGUUCGACGUUCUCCAUGCCACGCUCAAGCACGGGCUCACGCCACGGGUGUGGACCGAUUACCUCCGCAUCACCGUCGGCGGCACGCUCUCCAACGCCGGCAUAGGCGGGCAGGUGUUCCGGCACGGCCCCCAGAUCUCCAACGUGCACGAGCUUGACGUCGUCACAGGCACGGGAGACAUGAUCACCUGCUCCCCGGGCAACAACUCGGACCUGUUCUACGGGGCGCUGGGCGGGCUGGGCCAGUUCGGGGUGAUAACCCGGGCCCGGGUCGGGCUCGAACGGGCUCCGAAACGGGUCAGGUGGGUCCGGCUCGCCUACACGGACGUGCACCAGUUCACCGCUGACCAAGAGCUGCUCAUUUCAAGAGGGGCCGGGUUCGACUACGUCGAGGGUCAGGUCCAGCUGAACCGGACCCUGACGGAGGGCCGGAGGUCGUCGUCCUUCUUCUCGGCGUCGGAGCUCGCCCGUCUGACGGAGCUCGCGCUGGGCACCGGAUCAGCCGCGGUGUACUACAUCGAGGGCGCGAUGUACUACGGCGACCGCUCUGCCGCCACGGUGGAUCGGAAGCUCGAGGCGCUGCUGGAGGAGCUGAGCUUCGUCCCGGGGUUGGCGUUCGUCAGGGACGCGUCGUACGUGCAGUUCCUGGACCGCGUCGGGCAGGAGGAGCAGAAGCUCCGGGCGGCCGGCGCGUGGGACGUGCCGCACCCGUGGCUCAACCUCUUCGUCCCGAGGUCGCGCAUCCACGACUUCGCCGCCGGCGUGUUCGACGGCGUCCUGAGGGGCGCCAGGCCCGCGGGGCUCAUCCUCAUGUACCCCAUGAACAGGGACAGGUGGGACGACCGGAUGACGACGGCGACGCCCGACGAGGACGUGUUCUACGCCGUGGGGCUGCUCCGGUCGGCGGUGGCCGCCGGCGACCUGGAGCGGCUGGAGAGGGAGAACGAGGCGGUGCUGGAGCUGUGCGACCGGGCGGGCAUGGGGUGCAAGCAGUACCUGCCGCACCACGCGUCGCAGGACGGCUGGAGGCGGCACUUCGGGGCGAAAUGGGACAGGGUCGCCGCGCUCAAGGCCACGUACGACCCGCGGGCGAUCCUGUCGCCGGGGCAGGGGAUCUUCCCGGCCGUGGUGGCCAGCACGACGCCCGCUACAAUCACGGCGUCCUGA